AUGCCAUUCACUUUCAUCAACAGAAAUACAAGAAACUUCGGGCGCAACAGUGAGAUAGCGGCCAUCAACGCUCACCAUGCCUACACCAAACACGCGAAAAGACGCGAGGCAAUAAAAGAGGCUGCCCGAAGGCGCAAUGCUGAGCUUUUGAGCUACGUCGAGGCAUCGCAUGCAUCUAUGCCCCUCUUGAUCCAGCAAAUUGGUGGCUUGCGAGAUGACCCUUUCUGGACGCUCCCCGUCGAAAACACUUGCGAUGCCAUGACGGGUUUCGACUACCAUUUCCAAGUCUUGUGCCCCCUGGCAUUGAGCUUGGGCAACUACAACCAUGCACAGCAUCAGAUCAUGAGGAGCAAUGUGCUCCAAACGGCAAUGUAUUGCAGUUCAAUGAUUGCAUUGAACUUGACCAUGCAGAGGUUACAUAUGGAUAGCACAACACGUCUUUCGCGAGCUGCUCUCUACCACCUGAACAACGCAGUUGCCCAGUUGCGAGAAACUCUGCAAGAUCCGGUGGCCAGCACAAGUGACAUUGUCCUUGCCACCAUCUUCCCGAUGGCUGUUGUCUAUGUAUGGCUCCUCCGGUCCUCCCCAAACCCUGCCAGUUCCCAAGGUUGGUUUGUGGCAUUGUUGACAUAA
Cladophialophora psammophila CBS 110553 is the source of this 633-nucleotide messenger RNA. RefSeq lists its product as uncharacterized. The record is from RefSeq and is a predicted model, not a curated record. The coding region runs from base 1 to 633 and encodes 210 amino acids. Lineage: Eukaryota; Fungi; Ascomycota; Eurotiomycetes; Chaetothyriales; Herpotrichiellaceae. The transcript has 2 exons.